This is a messenger RNA of Dentiscutata heterogama, 199 nucleotides long. Lineage: Eukaryota; Fungi; Glomeromycota; Glomeromycetes; Diversisporales; Gigasporaceae. The record is from the annotation of a GenBank genome assembly.
AUGGGUGAACCUAUUUAUGGUAUUACAGAAAAUAUAUGGAUAUUUAAUACAAUUUCAUGUGCAGCUACAGUUGUAGUACACUUAACUUAUGAUGGAACUAAAACGUAUGAUUCUCUUUCUAAAUAUGAAAAAUUUAUAUUUUUAGAUAGUUUACUUAAUAAACUUAUUGAAAGUAUUCCUACUACUCCUGGAAGAUUAU